Molecule: messenger RNA, 1301 nt
Organism: Lolium perenne
Lineage: Eukaryota; Viridiplantae; Streptophyta; Magnoliopsida; Poales; Poaceae
Product: probable receptor-like protein kinase At2g42960
Biological process (GO): protein phosphorylation
Cellular component (GO): membrane
Molecular function (GO): ATP binding; protein kinase activity
Source: RefSeq, a predicted model, not a curated record
UCUGGUUAGAGAGUGACCUUGAUAUUAAUCGCGUCCGCCGGAAUAAUCACAAGGUGGAAGAAAAGCAAUCUUGUGUUCUUCCCAGACGUCCCAUAAGCCAAAUGCAUAGAGGAUAUGGAGCACUUCUCGGGUGCCUUGUCGUGGCGGUGAUCAUCGGGGUUGUUGUCAUUUUCUGCCACUUCAGGAGAAGAAAAUACAAGAUCAAAUCAUCAAAAAAGGAUAUUGAGGUCGCUGAGGCCUCCGUCGAGUAUGAGGAGCUUACCUGCAAGCAGAUGUCGAUCAAAGAGAUAUACACCGCAACUGAAAACUUGCGUCUUUCAAACAUCAUCGGGCAGGGAAUUGCAGGGAAAGUGUACAAAGGAAUGCUUGCAAAUGGCUGGUCUGUUGCCGUGAAACACAUAAUCAAGAAUGAGCAUGCAGAAACCUUCCUAAGAGAAGUUACAAGCCUCUCACAUGUGAGGCAUCCAAAUCUGGUGUCAUUAAGAGGCUACUGCGACGGGCAGGACGAGUGCUUUCUCGUGUAUGAACUGUGUGUCAAUGGUAACCUAUCAGAGUGGCUAUUUGGGAAGGAUAAGAAUCUAUUCUGGAUCCAGAGACUUCAGAUCGCCCUUGGCAGUGCUUGUGGCCUUUGGUUCCUUCACAUAUACCCUGAAGGCUGCAUUGUUCACCGAGACAUAAAGCCAACCAAUAUACUUCUUGGGGUUGAUAUGGAGCCCAAACUCGCGGAUUUUGGACUGUCGAGAUGCAUGGACAUAGGUGUAUCACACGUAAGCUCUGAAGUUAGAGGAACUUUUGGCUACGUCGACCCAGAGUACCGGCACAACCACAGGGUGCAUGCUGCAGGGGAUGUAUACAGCUUUGGUAUGGUACUCCUACAGCUCCUGUCAGGAAAGCGAGCAAUCAACAUCCAGAACACUACUAAGCCAAUUUCACUGGACAAAAUGGCUUCUAUGCUCAUCAGAGAAGGAAAUGUGCUGGAAUUUGCUGAUCCAAGGCUGAAUGGAGAAUACUCAGAAGAGGCAUUUGAUCUCAGUCUGAAGCUUGCUCUCUCCUGCACCGGCCACAAGCAGCAGCGACCAUCCAUGGAGCAAGUUGUAUCAAAGCUAGAGAAGGCUCUAGAGAUCUCCAUGGGAGACGAUGAUAAGCGCAACACCAUCAGUUUUGUUGAUUCCUUUGCAUAGAGUAUUUUCAAGAGAGGGAAAGAGUCCAUCACAUAGGUACUAAGAAGCUGCAAGCCUUGACAUUCCCAUGACCAUGUAUAAACAGUGUUGUGUGCUGAGGUGAAAACAAUUGAUGCAUUU